Homarus americanus (American lobster) is the source of this 2170-nucleotide messenger RNA. RefSeq lists its product as uncharacterized. The transcript has 3 exons. NCBI's taxonomy places the organism in Eukaryota, Metazoa, Arthropoda, Malacostraca, Decapoda, Nephropidae. The record is from RefSeq and is a predicted model, not a curated record. Bases 1469 to 1906 code for a protein of 145 amino acids.
ACCCCACAGCUGCUCUGGCUACUCCCUCUCAGUUUUAUUACUUAAUGUUUACCGUUUACGCGACAGUCGUUAAAAUUUGUUCAAGUUAUUUAUGUGUGAGAACAAACUGACGGUUGAACUUUUCCUGUGAUGAUUGUGUGACGAGUGAAAUAACGUGGUGCAGGAACUUUUUGGGUGAUGACUGUGCAUGUGUGAGCCAUCCCCAUCAUAAGCAUACAGGGAUGUUCAGUGAAUGUGGGGGUAAUUCCUGAAAACUAUGUAUGUUUAGCAAGGAGGUCAGUGAAGGACUCAUCGUGGUAAGGAGUUGCAGCUGUAAGGACUUCAUCAAGUGAUAAGGAGGGAUAAAGGGUCUUGGGGCCUCUCAGGAGCUAACGAUGUUUGAAGUUUACAAGUGAUUUUGUAGUUGUUUGUUAACUAAGGCAACCCCUCUUCGAAGCUACCAUUGACUAUUAUCAGCUAACGAUAUAAAGGUGAUCUGUCAGCUGCGUCACCCAGAGUAGAAACUCUAAUGUGGAAUUUGCAGUCCUAUGGCUAUUUUUAGCUUACGACUACUGUACCUUUAAAAAACUACUGUAUUAAAGCUUAUAAUCUUUAAGCGACUCACUGGAGUUUUGACAUACUUGAGGACCCAAUCAGAAACUGUUAAUACCUGUAACGUACUAGUGAUCCGGUGGCGAUUCACUCAGUAACAAGAGAUAAUGUUCCUUGGGCGAGUUUUGUUUUACCCUGAAGAACUUCAAGGCGCUGUCUUGUGGCAAUAUUUCUUUACGUAUAUAUUUUUCUACUGAAAUCUAAUAGAGCAUCUUCAGGGUAACCGCGUAACGUUGACGAAGAUGGUGUUUAUAGUAAUAAGGUAUAACUACCUUCCAUGGUUGUGACUUAAUUGACAACUAAAGCUGAUAAAUGGCUGGGCAGACAGUGACUGCCAGCUGUCAGCACAAAAGUUUAUGUUAUUUACAAUUGGUUGUUUCCAGUGACCAGGUGUUAACAGCAUAGGUUUAUGCUGAGUAACCAUCUGUCAGUAGUAAGACCAACUGUUAAUAAUUACCUGGCAGCACAAUGACCAGCUGUUAACGGCCACCUGUCAACAUAAUGACUGACUUGAAAUUACGAACAACUACAGCUAUGAACAGCUAAGGGAACAGCCACUAACACAAUAGCCUGUUCGUAAUUAUAACUUGCAGUAAACUUCUAGUUAAUAUUCAAGGACAAGCAGUGUUAGUAGUUAACGCAACUAUCAGUAGAACGACUUGUUGCUACAGAAACGAAAAGUUGAUGAUAAUACAUUCAUUUGUCAUCGGAACUCUACAACUAGCUAUCACCUACACGACCAAUUAUCACCAGAAUAUCUAGCCGUCAUCAGGAUAACCAGCUGUCACUAGAAUAAACAACACUGUCAACAGCGUCACUCGGUUGUGUGGGCAUUGAGGCAUAACUAAGCUAAGGAGGUCGUAAUUGGCCCGCCUUGAUGCUACAACACGCUGCUCGUCCAAAACUGGACCCACUCAAUAUUUCGGGAUGGGCGUCCCAUAAUAAUUUGAAGAGUCACGCCCCUACCACGCCCCCUCACGUCUACGCACCCACUGCCCCAGGGAUGGGGCGCGGCGUUGGGAGCGCUGGGUUUCGUGACCAGGUGGUUGGGCUGGGUUAUCUGUGGGAGACAUGGACAGAGGCAGAGCAGGUGGUGGUCGUGUAUUCCCUCGUCCGGCGGCUUGGUCCAAUCCCUGCUAGAUUUCUCCUCAACGUGCUCACCCACACCACCGCACCCGACGCCGCCGACCUUGCCCCCGCCGAGGCCACCGCCAAUGACCCAGACACACCCCCAAAACCUGGUAUCUGCAGACUUGGACCAUUGCCAUACCACAGCUUUAUGCCUGACUUGCUGACAGUCACAAAGGGUUCUUAGCCAUGCUUCAUCUUGUGUGUGACCUGGACCAACAGAGACAAACAGACUUCAGUCAAUACCUGCAGUACUCUGAUAGACUGAAUUAAGACUGCAGUAGACUAAACCACUCUGUGACAUGCCAUGACUACCUUGUGUUACCACCUGAGAUUUGGAUGCAGGUAAGUCAGCCAUAUCAUGUCUUGGUGAUGGGAGUGCAUUCAAGAGUGAAGUAAGUGAUCUUAUUAAUGUGGUCCUUGUUUGUAUGGUAUUAUCAUGUUUAUUAGC